Messenger RNA from Phalaenopsis equestris, 846 nucleotides. Its product is annotated as zinc finger protein STAMENLESS 1-like. The transcript is spliced from 5 exons. The record is from RefSeq and is a predicted model, not a curated record. Gene Ontology annotation, molecular function: DNA-binding transcription factor activity. Lineage: Eukaryota; Viridiplantae; Streptophyta; Magnoliopsida; Asparagales; Orchidaceae. The coding region runs from base 70 to 846 and encodes 258 amino acids.
CACCUUUUGUUCUCCCUCAAGCUUUCUCUCUUCUCCUUGUACAUUUCUUUGUCUACUCCCUCCCAUAUCAUGAGGCCGGAUGAGUGCCCGCUGGACCUCAAUAACCUCCCUGAGGAGUAUGGUAAGCAAGCUUUGGAAGAGAGCUCCACCACCACCGCAGCCUCUACAGAAACUGCAAGGUUCAAGAAGAAGAAAAAUGGAGGAAAGGAUGAGUGUGGGAAGGUUUAUGAGUGCAGGUUUUGCUCACUUAAGUUCUGCAAAUCGCAAGCUUUGGGUGGCCAUAUGAACAGGCAUAGACAAGAGAGGGAAACUGAAACACUCAACCGAGCUCGCCAACUUGUGUACAGCAAUGAAGGACUCUCUGCUGGAGUUCACUUAGGGUUAAGAGACCUAAAUUCACUUGGAUCAUCAACACCAAUCCAAUCCACCACCUUCCCUUCGACAACCCGCAACAUCAUCAACGAUCCAUGCCUACAAUUCCGACCGUUGUAUCCUCGUCUACCAAUUCAAACCACACCCACACCCACACCCACUCUCCAUCCAUGCAUUUACCCUUCUUCCUCCUACCCUCCCCUUCCUCACCAUCCUCCCAUAAAUUGUGAUUACUACAUUGGUCAUGUCCUCCCCACCAUCUCCCCAAGCCCUCUUCACCCUCUCGAGUCUACCUACUCGUGCUUCGGAAACCUUAAUCUCCCCGUCGAUGGAGUCCGGCCGCCGAUCACGGGGCGAGAUAGUAGCCUACAAGCUAAUCAAAUGGAGGGAAUGAAUUGGAGUUGCAGAUAUGGAUUUGGGCAACAUGAUGGAGGUGAUGUUUCUAAUGAUCACAUUGAUCCUUCUUUUCCUUGA